AGAGUUGACAGAAGAAGAGGAGAAGGGAGAAGAAGAGAGAGUUAAAGACAGACUGAACUGAGUAUCAGUCUCUCUUCUUCUCCUCUGACACAACAGAAAAAAGUCAUGGCUGAGAACAACACAAAUGUCUUUCUGGAAAUACUUCAGUCUUUCGAUGCUGUCCCUCUGAUCAUAGCUUUCUGUGUGUCCAUGGCGGUGGGCCUGGUCUUGGGGGCCCUCAUUUACGUGAUCCUGACCUGGAUGUCCCGACGCAGAGCAGGCUCUGCCAGCAUCACCCGCCGCCCGCCUCGCCAAUCGCGCACCUCCCCUCGAUCCCGUCCAGGCUUCAACCGCAACAGCAGCUACGACCGGCGGAGCAACAACAGUUUGGUCAGUGCUGCUUUUAGCUUCCACCGCCAGACUUCCUCACCAGAUCACCUCGACCCACUGGGGCACAAAUCCAGCUUUAGGGCCUCAACCUUCCAUCCUCUCCUCCAGUGCAGCCAAAUCGCAAGGGAGGCAGAGGAGGGGAGCCAGACCACACUGCCUCGGACACCGACCUUGACAACCUCAGCUGGAUCGGCUCAAACAGCGGCUCAUCCAGCUGCCACCCCACCCAGACCUGAGUCAUUUUGGGGGAACAAUGGCCUCAGGGGUUUCCAAGCUACACAGACCCCACCUCCAGCGUAUGAGAGCAUUAUUAGGGCUUAUCAGGAAACAUGCACCUGAGAGGAGGGAGAGCGCCAGGCUGACAUUAACUGAAUGAGCCCAGAGUUGUAAAUGGAUUUACAAAUGAUAUUGGACUAAAUCUGUACUGAUUUGUAUGACCAGGUGGAUCUGGGUGGAAAGACCAAGGAAGUCAAGGUCAUUGAGUAUCCUGCUCAUACAGCAACAAUUACACUCUGAACCAAAAAAUCCAUUUUGUAUGUCUUUUGGUUUGUUAGUAGAUAUCUGUUCUUGACAUAAGCAUACUUGCCUUUCAUCAUUCAAUACUGAUACUUCAACAAUGUUGCAAUGGCUGUUUAAGAACAGAAAUGACUAUAUUUUAAUAAUAGAGUUGCCUGGUGAAUGUACACUAAAGAAUAUGUUGGUGCUGAUCAUGGCAAUGACAUAUAUUGAAGAGAAGAUGCACUACACUCCAAUGAUUUUACUAUAUUACAGAUGUUUUGACCACACUUGGUCUUUCUCAAGGCAAGUUCCCAUGGCCCAUUUGUCCAUUUCUUGUAAUCUUUAAGCUUGGUUAUUGAUACAUCUGAACAUUUUUGGGACAUAGUCUAAAAGGUAUAGUCUUUAUGGUGUGUCUCUUGGUGGUUGUACUUGACACUUGUGUUGAACUUGCCUUAAGAAAGAACUGAGUGUGGCUGAAACGUCAGUCAUAAAAUAAAAUCUAAUAAAAUCUUCUCCUCAAUAUGAAUCUUAACACUAAGCAGUCAGUAUUUAGUGGUGAUUGACAUCCGUGUAUGCUUGCAAAUAAUCUUUGUUUAAUUUAGACAAGGCAAAAAUCUAAAAAUAAAUUUUAUUAUCUAGGUAUUUAUGAUGCAUGGCAAGAUUUCCGGUUUGCCCCUGCUGAUCAUCUGAUAACUAUGCAAAAAAAGAAAGAGAAGCAUGCUGUGUAGCUCAAAGGAAGACAAGUGCUUGUGUGUUAAUCUGUAAUUAAUCAAUUGAAUAUGUGUCAUUGAAAUAUCUUUACAAAACCCUGUUAGGGGCAGAUUUAAAUUUAUUUGAUGUUUUUUUUUUGUUUACUGCCUCACACGUUUUUUGCAGAGCUGUGGUAUGUGGGUGUGUGUGGCAUUCAAAGUAAUUUAGUGUGUGUGUGUUUGCAUGUACAGUAUGUGUGAGCAUGAAAGAGUCACAGAGAAGUGGGCAUUAAGUGUCUGAAGUUCUUUUAUUAUGUAUGUUUGAAUGUAAUUUACUGAAGUUUGCUCAUAAGUUAAUGCAAUAAAAAAAAGAAUUAAAAGUAUGAAAACUGGGUUUUACAUUAAUGGACAUAAUAAUGUAAACACCCUGCAUCAACAACUCUUUUUGUGAAGCGUCUUCUGUGUGAUUACAAGCUUUAUAGAGCUGCAACGAUUAGUCAAUUAAUUGAUUAGUUACCAACUAUUAAAUUCAUCGCCAAGUAUUUUGAUUGUCCAUUUUGACAACUAUUUCUUGAAGGGUGAACUAGUGAACUACAGUGAAGUUUGGGAGGUGAAGGACAGGGGUGCCCUCAGAGCCCUUGAGUUUAGACCCGCCCUCCUCACAGCAGAAACACAUCAUACAGAUAUUUUCUUACAUGUAGAUAAAAUGUGACAUGCUCUCCAGUGGUGGACGAAGUCCUCAGAUCCUUUACUUGAGUAAAAGUAGAAAUACUGUCAUCUAAAAAUACUCAAUUACCAGUAAAAGCCCUGCAUUGAAAAU
Molecule: messenger RNA, 2376 nt
Organism: Thunnus maccoyii (southern bluefin tuna)
Lineage: Eukaryota; Metazoa; Chordata; Actinopteri; Scombriformes; Scombridae
Gene: myct1a
Product: myc target 1a
Exons: 2
Coding region: 106-708 (200 amino acids)
Cellular component (GO): nucleoplasm
Source: RefSeq, a predicted model, not a curated record